GAUGCAAGGACGGGGCAACCAGUCGAUGAGCCCUUGCGAGGGCACACUAAUUAUGUCAACUCGGUCUCGUUCUCGCCGGACGGCACUCGCAUCGUCACUGGUUCGGACGAUAAGACUGUUCGGCUGUGGGAUGCAAGGACGGGGCAGCCAGUCGGUGAACCCUUGCGGUGGCACACUCUCGGUAUCGUUCUCGCCAGACGGCACUGGCAUCAUCACUGGUUCGAACGAUGAGACUAUUCGGUUGUGGGAUGCAGCGACGAGGCAGCCAUCGCAACAGUGCGCCGUGUCAGAUCCAUCAGCAUUCUCAGAUGAACAUUGCACGAUCGAGACCAUCACUACCAUGAAAUCGAACACUUGGAACAAUCACUUCAUUUCCUUCUCGUCUAACUCCAUCCAUGCGCUCUGUGAUACCUCUGAGCUAACGGAUGAUACCCAGAGAAUGUCCGUCCUGAGCUUGAUUUGAGCCGCAUGGCACAUGGACAACACUGGCAAAAUUGCC
Molecule: messenger RNA, 499 nt
Organism: Suillus subaureus
Lineage: Eukaryota; Fungi; Basidiomycota; Agaricomycetes; Boletales; Suillaceae
Exons: 2
Molecular function (GO): protein binding
Source: RefSeq, a predicted model, not a curated record